This is a messenger RNA of Porites lobata, 3909 nucleotides long. The record is from the annotation of a GenBank genome assembly. NCBI's taxonomy places the organism in Eukaryota, Metazoa, Cnidaria, Anthozoa, Scleractinia, Poritidae.
AUGAGCCCCAGUUUGAUUGUCAUUCAAAUUUUUCUCAGCUUUAGGUUAGACUAUAACAGCAUUUGACUUCAUCAAGAGAGAAGUAAGCUGGGCAAGGAAGUUUGUUGGUGACAGUUCCAUUACGAAAACGAUGCUUCCGCCAUCUUGAAAUUCAACUGGGAAGUCUGGAAAUGAGUUGAAAAAGUCAGUCGGGUGGUCGGUCGGGAGUCCUCGGUAUUUCUUUCGGAAGAAUCGUGAACGAUCGGUCAGAAACUUCGUAGAUUUCGAGCGAGGUGUCUGCGAGGCAAUCCUGCGAGAAUUCACGUCUUUAAUAGGUACGCUUUUGGCAAGCUGAAUGUUUUUGCAUUUAUAAGUGCACUAUUUGGUUUGAAUAUGCCGAAGAAUGAGGCGUCGACAAUCAUAUGCUAGAAACUGUUUCUAUCUUUUGCGUUCAUUGCAACGAAAUUCAAUAAUUGCCUUUGUUUUCAUGAGCUUAAUAUUCCUUCAUUGCGGUGUGGUUGCGCACUGUUUUUUGUUUUAGGGCCAGUUGUAUGGGCUCCUCAAAGUCAAAGUUUCAGUUGUCUAAUGCUGAUGUCUACCGAAACGCUGGCCGAGUUGUUACUCAAAAGUGCAUGGUGAGUGAUAAUUUAAACGCAAUUGGCCACACUUGGUCACUUUUUCACUUCUUCACGGAUUCUCUUCUCUUUGACAAUUUUAUCCGCACCCCUCCCCCCGGAAAAAUGACUGGAAUAUUUGUCGCCGCCCUGUGAAAAAUAAAUGAAAUCCGAAGGGUUCAUUUUUUGUCAGCUCCUUGGCAAAAUUUUUUAUUUUGUCGGCUUCUUUGAAAACAACAUCAGAAACCCCUAUUAAAAAACCUGCCUCCUUCCAGGGAGAAGCGCCGUGGGGGGUUGCAGAUAAAAAUGGAACGUCCCUUAGGGGUUAGGGGACAGGAGAGAGGCCGUCUCCCCUUUUCGCUUAGCUCUUCUCUCUUUCCCCUAGAAACACCUUAUACUUGGCUAAACUACUUCUUCUUCCACCACCACUUGGAGUGGGGGGUACUCACUUACUUACCCAAUAGCCUUAAACAGGCAUGUGAUUAGUCUAACCUAGACCAGACGCCAAACUUUUCAUGAGAUAAACCAAACUCUAAUUUGGGUCGACCUAAAUUAAGUUAAGAUUGUCUGUUGGGUCAGGCGUCAGAAUUAGGAAGCGUCGAACCAAUCAACUGAAUCCAACCAAAGAGCAAUUUUGAUAAAUUUUCUCCUGAACGAGGCUAAAGAUACAUUAUCAUACACUUUCUUCAUUUAUUAGUUUAGUUCGUCACAUGUGAAGAUCGACAUUCAUUCCCAGGACGUCUGAAGCAGACAGAUAGAGCGUGUUGGUUGAUCUAGACUCAUUCAGACAAACUUAACUGAGCCAAACGUCAAACUUUUCAUGAACUUAACUUAAUAAGUUUGGUUUGUCUCAUGAAAAGUUCAAUGUUCGGCCUAGGCCUUAAACAGGGUUGGCAAAUUCAAUAUUUAUCCUCUUGAAGGGGGUGCCUUUCUAUAUGUGUAUGGUACCAAUGACCUAAUUGAAAAAUCUGUUUCUGUGAUGUCAGUUCAAUGCACAUGUCAUCAGAUUGCCCCAGGGGUAGAACCCCUGGCCAACCAGGGGGAUUGUAAAAUUGAUGGUGCAAAGUUGUGAAUUUUCCCUAGGGGUGGGUAAAUAAAGACAAAGCAAGACAAAGGCCCUUGAAUGGGUCACUGAGAGUGAUUUUCAGCUUAAAAUCCCCCUGAUAUCCACGUCAACUUACUGGGAUUUAUUUGAUUGAGGCAGUGCUGUCAACUCUCCCAGAUAAUCUGGGGGACUCAAGUUUUUGAAGCGAAUCAGAUUGCAUAAUCACCAAAGUUUGCCAUUUCAUCAGUAGACUUGACUUUCCGACUACAAUUUGUAUAAAGUUUCAGCUAUUAAUUUUGCAUUGCUUGAGCUGUUUUCAUGUUUUUAGUAUCAAACAUUCCUUCAUAAAAUCUUCCAGUAUGCCAUUAAAAUAAUGUGAUCAAUGGGAAGUAAACCAAUCAGAACAUGUGUUUUACAAGGCAAAAACAUCUUUUUCAUGCAUUUUGUGUCAUCGCAAAUUUGUGACGAUCGAAGAGUAUUUUAUGCACAAAAUAAUGACGUCAUGUGCCGUGCAUUAUGACGUUAUCUACCAUCCCUUCCCUAUCAAUUGUCAAUAUUUGAAUACGUGGGGUUGUAACAGCCCUGUUGAGGGAAAUUUUUGUGAUAGUGUAGUGGGACGUCUAUAUAUAUCAAACCCCUAUAUAACAAAGUUUCAGGUAUAACAAACAUUAGGAAAAUCCAACUAGUGGUCUACUAUCAAUGCUACGGUAAAGUUAGUAAAUUGCAAGUCAAAUUACGAGGAAUUAUUUAUUUGAUUGUUUGUGAACUUCUAGAAAAUGGCUGCAACAAUCACAUUGUUCAUGGUUGGUGACGUGAUGUUAGGACGAGGGAUUGACAUGAUCUUGGAACACUCCAAUAAUCCCAUUCUGUAUGAGAGUAAUGGCCUUGAUGCAAGAGACUAUGUAACUAUUGCAACAACACAAACUGGACCUAUACCCGACAGAAGGGAACGACAAGUGGAUUAUGUCUGGGGAGAUGCAAUUCAAAUACUGAAAGAAAAGAAACCGGAUCUAAGAAUAAUUAACUUAGAAACUUCAGUUACGACAAGUGCUACACCUUGGCCUAUGAAAGGAAUCCACUACCGCAUGCACCCCAAGAAUGUGAAUGUUAUUCAGUCAGCUGAUAUUGACUGCUGUGUCCUGGCUAAUAAUCAUGUUGCAGACUGGGGAUUUCCUGGUCUUAUUGAGACCCUGGAUACCCUUCAUGAUGCUGGCAUUAAAUUUGCAGGAGCAGGACGCAAUUCUACUGAGGCAAAGGCACCAGCCAUUUUUCAGCUGACCAGUGGUACAAGAGUGCUGGUUUUUUCAUCUGGUCAUUUCUCAAGUGGAGUUCCUGAUUCAUGGGAAGCCAAACCUGACAGAGAAGGUGUUAACAUUCUUGAGUUCUACCAAGCUGGGAAAGCAGCAGCCUUGCUGAAGGAACAAGUUGAACAGUACAAAGAGGAAGGUGAUGUCGUUGUCUUAUCUGUUCACUGGGGUGGAAACUGGGGCUGGAAUGUUGAUUCUUCUUUUGUCAAGUUUGCACACAAGGCCAUUGAUGAGGCUGGAGUUCAUGUCAUUCACGGGCAUUCAUCUCAUCAUGUCAAAGGCAUAGAAGUGUAUAAUGGAAAACUUAUUAUUUAUGGUUGUGGUGACUUUUUAAAUGACUACGAAGGAAUCACAGGUCAUGAGGAUUAUCGCGAUGAUCUUGCUCUGAUGUAUUUUGCAGAUAUAAAUCCUGCAACUGGCUUUUUGGUUGGGUUGAGAAUGGUGCCAACACAGAUCAUGCACUUACGUGUUAACAGAGCCAGGGAGGAGGGAAUCAAAUGGCUUAUGAAGACAAUGUCAAAGGAGUGCAGGAAGUUUGGCUGUGAUGUAGAAAGAGUUGAUGGUGAACUUCAUUUGGUGUUUUGAGUUUACCGGUGAGCAUGAUUGCAGAGGCAUGACCCUGUAAUGGAAAUAGGUGUUCGAGUUCCACAGAAAACUGUAAGCAGUUUUUGGACACCUAAAAACAAACUGGAACAUUUCAAGAUCUGCGUGUAGCAACCUCAGUUUCUCUAAUGCUUGCAUGUUAGGGCUCUGUUAUCAUCUACAAAAGUAAAGCGUGCUCAUGAAUUGAGCUACAGAUGCAGACGCUCAUAGUGAUAUUUGUGUGAACCAGAAACUGACAAAUUCUGAAUUCAUUUGUCAAGGCACUAAUUUACAGAAGAGGCCUUCACUCGUUUUUGUUCCUACAUAAGUGUUUCAUUCAGGUUUCCAUUAAUUACCUAAUCACAUGUGUAUAGAUCACAGC